ACAUGAGGGGUGCCAGGAAAUUCAAAAUACCAGCAAGACAGGCCUAAUUCAUGACGUGCGGGGAUGGAUUCAUCUUUUGGCUUGCAUCAACAUUCCCGAGUCCAAUUUAGUUAUAUAAUAAUGAUCUGUAUUUGGCACUGGGAUUCAGACACAUGUCUUUGUUCUUGCUUAAGCAACUUGGCAUCCUUUUUUCUUCAAAAUGGCUACAGUUCCAAAUACAGGCUGUCCCCAAGAAAGGUUGUGUAGGUUUGUCCUUAAGUUGAAUUUUUAAGUCCAUCCAAUAGAUAUCUCCUUGGAUAGCAUAGGGAAGGGUUAACUCUCCUGUCUUUUGCUUCCUGCGCCCUUGUUUAGGAGACCACCUCACUUUCUGUCACUGUGAGAAUUGGAAAAUUUGGCUUGUUUUGGAAGCAAGGAAUGGUGAUAAAACUUCGCUGGAGACACCUUUCCCCCACUAUAACUCUUUCAGGGGUAGGGUGGCGCAGUGGGUUAAACCCUUGUGCCGGCAGGACUGAAGACCGACAGGUCGCAGGUUCAAAUACGGGGAGAGGCGGAUGAGCUCCCUCUAUCAGCUCCAGCUCCUCAUGCGGGGACAUGAAAGAAACCUCCCACAAGGAUGAUGAAACAUCAAAUCAUCUGGGCGUCCCCUGGGCAACGUCUUUGCAGACGGCCAAUUCUCUCACACCAGAAGCGACUUGCAGUUUCUCAGGUCGCUCCUGACAUGACCAAAGGGGUGGAUUUCCUUUCCUAGGGAUAGAUUUCUCUCACUUGUUUCACCUCAAUUCUUAACCAUGAGUCAUUCGUAAGUCAGAUGUUUAUAACUCUGGGACUACCUGUACUGGAUUUUUGACAUCCGGUUGUGUCUGUAUAAAACUGUGGUUCUCACCCUUUGGCACACCCAAGCGUUUUGGACUUCAGCUCCCACAAUUUUAGCUGGGAAGAAGGCUGGGAUUUCUGUGAAUUGAAGUUCAAAACGCAAGGUGUACCAAAGGUUGGAGACCACUGGUAUACAAGUAGGAGAUGUUCCUUUUAAUAAGGCAUAGUAAAGGUUUCCCCUGACAUUAAGUCUAGUCGUGUCUGACUCUGAGGGGUGCUGCUCAUCUCUAUUUCUAAGCCGAAGAGACGUAGUCAUCCACAGAAAUCUCCAAGGUCAUUUGGUUGGCAUGACUGCAUGGACUACUUUCCCACCUGACCAGUACCUAUUGAUCUACUCACAUUUGCAUGUUUUUGAAGUACUAGGUUGGCAGAAGCUGGACCUAACAGCAGGUGCUCACCUCGCUCUCCAGAUACAAACCGCCAACCUUUCGUUGGAAGAACUUAGACUUUGAACCAUGGCUGCAUCAAGAGGAGUAACUAUGUUCCGUCUGCCACCUCUUCCAACAAUUGGAGAGGUUAUUAAAUUAUUCAAACUCAGAGCUGUAAAGCAGCUCUCUCAGAACUUUCUUCUGGAUUUGAGACUAACAGAUAAGAUCGCAAGAAGUGCUGGAAACCUGAAAGAUGCCUAUGUAUGUGAGGUGGGCCCUGGUCCAGGAGGAAUCACAAGAGCCAUUUUGAAUGCUGGAGUUACAGAACUUCUUUUAGUUGAAAAGGAUCCUCGUUUUAUUCCUGGGCUUCAGAUGCUGUCAGAUGCAGCUCCAGGGAAAGUUCGUGUUGUUCAUGGAGAUAUUUUAACAUAUAAAUUGGGACAAGCUUUUCCAAAUCACCUUAUUAAGAACUGGGAAGAUGAUCCACCAGAUUUACAUAUUAUUGGGAAUUUGCCUUUUAGUGUUUCAACUCCUCUAAUAAUAAAGUGGCUUGAGAAUGUAUCUAAAAGAGAUGGACCUUUUCGUUAUGGUAGAACACAGUUGACUCUGACAUUUCAAAAGGAAGUAGGAGAGAGACUCACAGCUAGUACAGGAACCAGGCAACGAAGCAGACUUUCCAUUAUGUCCCAGUACCUGUGCACGGUUCACAAGUGUUUCACAAUUUCAGGAAAAGCUUUUGUUCCAAAACCAGAUGUAGAUGUGACUGUUGUUCAUUUUACACCACUAGUGCAACCAAAGAUUGAACAGCCAUUUAAACUGGUGGAAAAAGUUGUUCAAAGUGUUUUUCAGUUCAGAAGAAAAUACUGUCACCAUGGUAUACGAAUUUUAUUUCCAGAAGCCACACGUUUAGAAAAAGCGGAACAAAUGCUCAUGUUGGCAGAUGUUGAUCCAACUCUACGCCCAGCUCAGCUUUCCAUGUUUCAUUUUAAAAAUCUUUGUGAUGUCUAUAGGAAAAUGUGUGAUGAAGACCCAAGUCUUUUUGCAUAUAAUUAUAGAGAGGAACUACGAGAGAAAAGAAGAAAAAAGCGGAACUUUAAAAGGACAUCAGAUGAUGACUGGAUAUAGUCAAUUCUCUAAAAAAAGUCAGCCAAGAAGUAAAAUUGAUUUUGUUGACUGAAGUGAAAUUUUCUGAAGACUUUUUGACUCUAAAGGUUAUGUGAAAUUGACAGAAGGAAGACGUAGUGUGCUCCUGCAUAAAUGAUUCCAAGUACAAUCAAGUGAUAGAAAAAGAUUAAAAUGCCCUGGAAGCCAAAAUACAGAAUUCAAAACUUCAGAAAAAUAAAUGUGAUACAGAGACUAUGUCUACAUCAUUGAACAUUUUACUGUACAAACUUGUAGAGAAAAUAAAAAUACAAGAUUACAGUACAGACUUCCAUAUUUACAUAUAUAUAAAUCAAGUAUAAACAACAUAUUACAUCAUAGUGCAACAUUAUUUUUUCUGUAAUGAAUAAAAAUAACUUAAUUCUGCUUUAAAUAAAGCAAAAUUUAACUGAAA
Messenger RNA from Anolis sagrei ordinatus, 2796 nucleotides. It is a transcript of the gene TFB1M, whose product is annotated as transcription factor B1, mitochondrial. The record is from RefSeq and is a predicted model, not a curated record. Gene Ontology annotation, biological process: transcription initiation at mitochondrial promoter; rRNA methylation. NCBI's taxonomy places the organism in Eukaryota, Metazoa, Chordata, Lepidosauria, Squamata, Anolidae. Gene Ontology annotation, cellular component: mitochondrial matrix. Gene Ontology annotation, molecular function: rRNA (adenine-N6,N6-)-dimethyltransferase activity; mitochondrial transcription factor activity.